Molecule: messenger RNA, 1445 nt
Organism: Tribolium castaneum (red flour beetle)
Lineage: Eukaryota; Metazoa; Arthropoda; Insecta; Coleoptera; Tenebrionidae
Product: UBA-like domain-containing protein 2-A
Exons: 3
Coding region: 177-527 (116 amino acids)
Biological process (GO): mRNA transport
Cellular component (GO): nucleus
Molecular function (GO): protein binding
Source: RefSeq, a predicted model, not a curated record
CAACUGACGUCAUUCAUGAUUACAACAUUUCCCAUCGCAGGAAAACAGAGAGCGAGCGAGACCAUCAGGCAGCGAGUGAGAAAGCGAGUGUUCUGAGAGUAGUUUUGAAAACAACUGUCUGUGGUGUGGAGUGUUCGCAUAUUUGUGCGAUUUUGUGGUGAUUGCCGUUUAAUAAAAUGGAUACUCCGUUGCGAGAGCAGGUGAUGAUCAACCAGUUCGUGCUGGCGGCGGGCUGCGCCCGCGAACAGGCCAAACAGAUCCUCCAGUCGGCCCAUUGGCAAUUCGAGACAGCACUAAGUAUAUUUUUUCAAGAUGCAGCUUUACCUACCUGUCCGCCAGGUGCUUCCGCACAUUUUGGCCAAGUGAUGACGCCGUGCAACACGCCAGCGACGCCUCCGAAUUUCCCCGACACCCUGCUAGCAUUUUCGAAAUUGUCGACGGGUAACGGAAAUAGCCCGGCUAGCAAUAACAACAACGGGACUCCUCAAGCCCGUCAAUCGCCACAGCCGACAACACAACAACGAUAAAAUGCAUAUAAUUCUAGUGCACCCGAAAUUCAGAUGAUGAUGCUCAGAGAACUAUAUGUAAAUUCAGUGACUGUAAUACUGUUAGUGGAUAUUUUGUUGAAGAAGUACCUAACCAUACUUCUAUUUUGUUGAAGUGGAUUUUUAUUUUAUUGAUGAGGGUUGCCCCAAUAUCAAGUCCAGCUAGAAUCGUAGAUUUGAUCAAGUGUAAAUUUAUUCACUGACAGAGUUCCUGCAAGUGCAACUAAGUAGGUUUCAGUUAUAUGUUAAGUAUUUAAAUGUCAGAUUCUAUAAUGGAGUCUUCAUAUCUCACUCACAAAAGACAACACCAUGGAUUCUUCAAUCGUGUUACAUGGGAUACAACAACAUUGACGAGUAAAGUAAAUUUUUAAAACAUACUGUGAUGGAGUUUGUUUUCAUUUUAGUACUGGAAGAGAAUAUUAUUUUAAAAGACCCAUGAAAACAGGGUUUAUUAUUUUCUAGAACAGCGCCGAUAAUUUAUUACGAGCAAACCAAUUUGAUUAUUUAUUAUUAUGCACCAAUUUACAGUUUUUAAUACAAGAAAUAUUUUCCUCACAUGUAUGGAUACAUAAUAUGUAUAUUAGAAUAAGAUAAUUUUAUUUGUAAAACUAGAAUAAUUCGACAGUGUAAAAUAUCAGAUCAAGUUAGCUAAUUCAAUGUAAACUUUUUACAGUUCUGAUAUUUUUAUACUGUGCCAUCUGUGCUUUAAAAGUGCAGUAUUAAAGUGGCAGAAUAAGAAGGUGCUUUUUCUUCUAGUUCUUAUAAUUCGUAGCUGGAUUUAAUGUAAUUAAUUUGUUUGUUAUUUUGUAUAUAUUAAGUUUAAGUUGAAAUUACGAGCUUAUAGCGGCUCAUCUUCCUACUUUCAACAAUAUGAUUAUAACAAUAAAUUCAGUACAAGUC